This is a messenger RNA of Linum tenue, 2385 nucleotides long. Lineage: Eukaryota; Viridiplantae; Streptophyta; Magnoliopsida; Malpighiales; Linaceae. The record is from the annotation of a GenBank genome assembly.
AGAAACAUGCCUACCUGACAAUAAUAACCCACUAGCUCCUCCUCCAACAACUUGCCCCUUUCAAUAUACCUAUCCAGUAUCCAUCCAUCCACCUCUCUCAUUAAAUAGAAUCCAACCAAAUUAAGAACAAAACCCUCUUACGCGUUUAUUUCCAAAUUUCUUCUCUCCAGUUCACUCACAUGUUAGAGAUCCACCUUCCAUUUUUUCCUUCUAUAAACAAUUCCACCUAUAACUCAGUCAAACAUGCUUCAAACGACUAGUAUAUAGAGGCAUAGAGCUACUACAUAUUAGGGAAGCAAAUCGAACAUACCUCUUACAAACUGAGCUCUGAACUCCUCUCACAUUAACAAUGGCUACUUCCAAGCUUUCCCCUUUCUUCUUCCCCACCAUUCUUCUCCUCCUCGCCUUCUCCCUCCCCAUUUCAUCUCCUCAAUCAACUAACUCCACCGCUGCCGCCCCGACCAACUUCUGCAGCACAACUCCAUACCCAUCAUUCUGCAGAUCGACUCUGCCGUACAACAAAACCAGCACCAUUCAUGACUACACUAGAAAAUCAGUCAAACAAUCUCUCUCCCAGGGCAGGCAAUUCCUUCGGCUGAUCAACUACCUUAUCAGAACAGCUUCCAGGUCCAAACCCUUCCAAACUCUCAUUCCUCCGCUGCAGGACUGCAAGUUCCUGGCCCAGAUGAAUGUGGACUCGCUGUCGGACACCAUGUCCACAAUCAACUCAAGGAACAACCUUUCCAGCUUCACAGCCAGCGACUUGCAGACCCUUCUGAGUGCCACGUUGACCAACCUCGACACUUGCCUCGACGGGAUUCGUGCCGCAGAUUCCAGCUCCACUGUGGUCAGCGGCCUUGUAGCUCCUUUGCUCAAUGGCACGAAGUAUUGCAGUGUGUCUCUGGCACUUUUCGCCAAAGGUUGGGUUCCUCCUCCCAGAAAGAGGAACAAGGGCAGAGGCCUUAUGGAGAGCCGUCACAUUUUCUCCCAUCUCGAUCUCACCCAUGGUUUGCCGUUGAUAAUGUCGAGCCAGGAUCGUCGCGUGUUCGAGUCCUUCGAUGGUGGUAGGAGGAAGCUUCUCCAAGCUCCCAUUGGUGGGAUUUCCGUGAGCCAGAUGGUGGUUGUGGACAAGAAGGGAGGUGGGAACUUUACAAACAUUAAUGAUGCCAUUGCUGCAGCUCCUAAUGCAACAAAUGGGGUCGUACCUGGUAACAGCUACUUUGUCAUUUAUGUGACAAAGGGUUUGUAUGAAGAAUACAUUUCCAUACAAAAGAACAAGCAGAACUUGAUGAUGGUCGGAGAUGGAAUUGGCCGGACAACCAUUACUGGGAACCACAGUGUCAUCGAUGGCUGGACCACAUUCAAUUCCUCCACAUUCGCCGUCGUCGCCCCAGGAUUCGUCGCCGUGGGGAUAACGUUCCGGAACACGGCGGGGCCGUCCAAGAUGCAAGCCGUCGCACUUCGAAACGGCGCCGACAUGUCAGCAUUCUUCAACUGCAGCUUCGAAGGCUAUCAGGACACACUCUACGUCCACUCCUUGCGCCAAUUCUACCGCGACUGCACGAUCUACGGCACCGUCGACUACAUCUUCGGCAACGCCGCCGUCGUGUUGCAGAACUGCCGGAUCAUGUCCAGGCUCCCCCUGCCCAACCAAUUCAACACCAUAACCGCGCAGGGCCGGACCGACCCGAAUCAGAACACCGGGAUCUCGAUCCAGAAUUGCAGCAUCAAGGAAGCCAAGGACUUGGCUUUGAGCAAUGGAACCACCAGGUCUUAUCUGGGUCGGCCCUGGAAGGCCUAUUCGAGGACGGUGGUGAUGCAGUCGUCGAUCUCCAGUUUCUUAAAUCCGGCGGGUUGGGCGCCGUGGGCCGGCAACGCUUCGCUCGAUACGCUUUAUUAUGCGGAGUUCAAUAACUCCGGCAUCGGAGCGCUGACCAGCGGGAGGGUGAACUGGCCGGGUUUUCAUCUGAUUAACGAGACCGAUGCCGGGAAUUUCACGGUGGCGAACUUUACACAGGGGGACGUUUGGUUGCCGGCGACCGGCGUUCCUUUUGCUACUGGGUUGUUGGUGCAAUAAUGUCUGAGAUUUCUAAUUUCUAAUUCUUUUUAUUCCAUUUUCCGGCGAAGUCAUUGGAAUUAGAUAGAGAUGAAGUAGUUUGUCAAAUUGAAAUGUUCAUAUCGUUCUCGUGAAGUCAUGGAGGCAAAGUCAGUUUUUCGGAAUUUGGAUUCUUUUUGGCGGGUGGGUUUAGCGACGUGGGCGCCAUUGUCUAUUUGUUAAGGGGAAAUAAAUGCUGUUUUAGAGUUGGCCAUUAUGUAUUUCUAAUUCUAUUCUGGAGAAGGAAUCAAUUCCUAAGAACAUAAAUAUGAAUUUCAUAUGAAGUAGAA